Messenger RNA from Papaver somniferum (opium poppy), 405 nucleotides. RefSeq lists its product as uncharacterized. The record is from RefSeq and is a predicted model, not a curated record. Bases 1 to 405 code for a protein of 134 amino acids. The transcript has 2 exons. Lineage: Eukaryota; Viridiplantae; Streptophyta; Magnoliopsida; Ranunculales; Papaveraceae.
AUGUUCCCAUUUCAAGCUUUGUAUGGCUAUCUUCCACCUCACUUAGCUUUUUCAUCAACUGUCGCCACUUCUGUUGUUGAAGUUGAAUCUUAUUUAAAGCAAAGGGAUGAUGUGCUUUCUAUACUUAAAGAUUCUCUCCACAAAUCUCAAGAGAGAAUGAAAAGAAACUUGAAACUUGCUGCCAAAUACUAUGGACCAUUUGAGAUAGUACAAAAAAUUGGUCUAGUUGCAUACAAGAUACAGUUGCCAGCAGAAGAACGAAUUCAUCAUGUCUUCCAUGUAUCCCAGCUGAAGCAGCAUGUUGGUACCACUCACAUACCUUCUCCUGCACUACCUGUUCUAGAUACAGAUGGACAGUUUCUUGUCAUACCUGCAACUGCUCUGGCCUCAAGAACUUCUGCGUAA